Molecule: messenger RNA, 3184 nt
Organism: Scophthalmus maximus (turbot)
Lineage: Eukaryota; Metazoa; Chordata; Actinopteri; Pleuronectiformes; Scophthalmidae
Product: protein jagged-1b
Exons: 14
Coding region: 338-2587 (749 amino acids)
Biological process (GO): cell communication; multicellular organism development; Notch signaling pathway
Cellular component (GO): protein-containing complex; plasma membrane
Molecular function (GO): calcium ion binding
Source: RefSeq, a predicted model, not a curated record
CAUGUGCCAUUCCCAGUGGAAAUCCACCCCGGACACAGCAGCAAGGGACUGAUCAGGUGUGUGUGUGUGUGUGUGUGUGCGCGCGCGCUUGCGUGCGUGCGUGCUUGCGUGCGUGCGUGCGUGUGUGUGUGUGUGGGUGGGUGGGGGAUAAAUCAAAGCGGAGGAGAAAGAGGUAGUUAUGUUUUUUCUGGACUGGACGCGAUGAAGUGGCUCGGCGGGAGUUUGAGGGUUUAAGAGCGGAGAAGGAGGAGAGCUAUAGGCGCAGGGAGGGACGAGGACAGGGGGGAACCACCGCCGCCAGAGCGCAAAGCGCAGUCCCCAACGCCUUGACGCACUGAUGGAGAGCCCGAGAGCGCACCGGAUAGCUCGACUCGAUCCCCGGAACCGGAGCGGAAAGAUCCUCGGGAGGACAGACAUGAAGUGUCACCGACACCCGGGACACCUCCACCUGCAGCCGACUGUGAUUUUCCUCGUGGCGCUGACAAUACAACCGCAGGCUGUUUGUGCCUCGGGGAUGUUCGAGCUCCAGAUCCGGCACUUCCAGAACCCACACGGACUGCUGCAGACUGGAGACUGCUGCGACCUCCAGACCAGCGGGGGACAGCGCUGCUCCGCCAGGGACCAAUGUGACACCUUUUUCCAAGCCUGCGUCAAGGAGUACCAGGCCCGGGUCAUCCCGACGGGAGCCUGCACCUUUGGGUCAGGCAGCACAGGGAUCCUGGGAGGAAACUCCCAGUCGCUCCGCCACCGAGGACACAAUGGAGGAGGAGAGGAUGGGACUAAUGGACACAUUGUCAUUCCCUUCAAAUACGCCUGGCCAAAGUCUUUCUCCCUCGUGUUGGAGGCUCUGGACCAUGACAACGACACAUCAGAAUCAGGUCAGUUAAUUGAGCGCGUCCUCCUCUCCUCCAUGUUGAACCCCGGUGAGCAGUGGCAGACAUAUCGUCACCAUGGAACGACUCUCAGCCUGGAGUACCGCCUCCGCUUUCGCUGUGACACCAAUUACUACGGACCUUUCUGCAACAAACUCUGCCGGGCCCGCGAUGACUUCUUUGGUCACUUCGGCUGUGACCCCAGCGGCUCCAAGGUCUGCAUGGACGGCUGGACAGGGCCAGAGUGCAAAGAAGCGGUGUGCAGGCAGGGCUGCCAUCAGGCCCACGGCUCCUGUACUGUACCAGGAGAAUGCACGUGUCAUUAUGGCUGGAUAGGUCCCCUGUGUGACCAGUGUGAGACGUUCCCCGGCUGUGUGUAUGGGAGCUGCACCGAACCCUGGCAGUGUGUGUGCGACGUCAACUGGGGAGGACUGCUGUGUGACAAAGAUCUGAACUUCUGUGGAACCCACCUGCCCUGUAAGAACGGUGGGACCUGCACCAACACUGAGCCGAACGAGUACCAGUGUGAGUGCCAGGAAGGUUUCAGAGGACGUAACUGUGACAUCGUCGAACAUGCGUGUUUGUCGUCCCCAUGUAUGAACGGAGCCACCUGUGUGGAAGACCCAACAGGCUUCAGCUGCAUCUGUACCGAAAGCUGGACGGGAAACACCUGCACAGAUGUGGUGAGGCAGUGUGAUCGGAGCCCUUGCGGACGUGGAGCGACGUGCGAGGAGGCUCCUGGAGGUUACCGAUGCCUCUGCCCACCUGGAUGGACCGGCAGGACGUGCCAGCUGGACACCGAUGAGUGUGAAAUGAGUAUAUGUGUUCACGCCCGCUCUUGUCGCAACCUGAUCGGUGGAUACCUGUGUGACUGCCUUCCUGGGUGGACGGGUCCUAACUGUGACAUCAGGAACAGCAGCUGUCAGGGUUUGUGUUUGAACGGUGGACGAUGUGAGAUGUCAGGGUCCAGAUGCUGGUGUCCACCUGGUUUUUUGGGAAAAUAUUGCCAAUCCGUUCCGAGUCCCUGUCUCAGUGCCCCCUGUCUGCAUGGAGGACAGUGUGUGGAGAAGGAUGGAAGGACGGUCACCUGCAACUGUCCCAUGGGAUAUUCAGGAAUCUUCUGUGAGAUUGUGUUGGAUCUGUGCAAUCCCAACCCCUGCCAGCAGGGGGAACCGUGUCACAGCACAGAAGGCAGGUACAUGUGUGCCUGUCCUGAGGGUUACUAUGGUAACGAGUGCACAGGCCUAAAAAGCCCUUGCAUUGGUCAACACUGUCCAGGUGCCAUGUCUGACACGCCACACGGGGGUAUCAGCUUUUACAUGAUCCUGGUGGGCGUCUUAGCGUUGGUGACUGUCUGUGGCUGCACUGCCUGCGCCUUCAUCCUUUCCCACCUACAUCGAAAGCGGAAAAAGCAGGAGGCCGUCCCACAGGAAGAAGGCAUCAACAACCAGAGGGAGUUUGUCAACCUCAUCAGAAACGUGGACCGUCCCGUGCCCCUGCUGCCGCCUGCCGCCCCUCUCACGCAACCUCCAGCCCCUGCCCCCGUCUCACGCUGCUAUGAGGAGAUUGAACUGACCCUGCCGCCCUCCCCAGCCCCCUCACACCCCUCACCGGCACUAAAACCUGCCCACGCUCCCAAACUGGACAUUUCAAACCAGGACCGGGAGAAGUUGAACCGCUUCCACUACACAGAGAACCAGGAACUUCAGGUCUGACCCUUGAACUUUAAGGCAUCUGCGGAGCUUUUUAAAAUUUUCUUUUGCGUCCUCUGCUUUCUUUCACCCACAGAGCACUGUCUACAGAUACUGCCACUAUAUCACAGUUGCAGUUAUGAAAAUGGGGAGACCCUAUGACCUUUGAAGGCUCAGGUGGCUAACGUCAGACGCCUGAGAGGCAAAGGCUGUCAAGUGGAUGGGUCAAAAGUCUUACUGUGUCGUUGGGUCUAUUUUGAAGACUGUGAGAAGCAGCAAGUGCAUGAUGUUUGACUGAAAGACUCUUCAGACUCUUGAAUUAAUGUGGAGACAUAAAGACAUACCUUGGAGUGCCUGAUGUACUGUCAAGAGGAAAUAGGGGAUCAUCCUCUCAACGUGUUUCCUGGUCCAUGAUGCCAUCUCACUGGUGUUCAGACCUCCAUUUCUGUCUCAGACUGAACUCUGACGGACACAGAGCAAUGGACGGAUGUUUAUUUAACACAGUGUGUGUGUGUGUGUGUGUGUGUGUGUGUGUGUGUGUGUGUGUGUGUGUGUGUGUGUGUGUGUGUGUGUGUGUGUGUGUGUGUGUGUGUGUGUGUGUGUGUGUGUGUGUGUGUGUGU